Molecule: messenger RNA, 4551 nt
Organism: Numida meleagris (helmeted guineafowl)
Lineage: Eukaryota; Metazoa; Chordata; Aves; Galliformes; Numididae
Gene: SNX18
Product: sorting nexin 18
Exons: 2
Coding region: 40-1845 (601 amino acids)
Biological process (GO): plasma membrane tubulation; protein transport; cleavage furrow formation
Cellular component (GO): cytoplasmic vesicle; plasma membrane
Molecular function (GO): phosphatidylinositol binding; protein binding
Source: RefSeq, a predicted model, not a curated record
CCUGGUCCUCGGGGCGACGGGCGGACGCUCGGCGGGGCCAUGGCGCUGCGCGCGCGAGCGCUGUACGACUUCAGGUCGGAGAACCCGGGGGAGAUCUCGCUGCGGGAGCACGAGGUGCUGAGCCUGUGCAGCGAGCAGGACAUCGAGGGCUGGCUGGAGGGCAUAAACAGCCGCGGCGACCGCGGCCUCUUCCCGGCCUCCUACGUGCAGGUGAUCCGCGCCCCCGCCGCCGAGCCGCCGCCCCCCGCCCGCUACGCCAACGUCCCCGCCGGGGGCUUCGAGCCGCUGCCGCCGCCCGCCGCCUUCAAGCCGGCCGCGCAGCAGCCCGAGCCCUUCCCUCUGCCGCCCGCCGCCGCCGGCUACCCCUUCCCGCCGGCCCCCUACGGCGGCGCCUACCAGCCCAGCCAGGGCAGUGAUGACGACUGGGACGACGACUGGGACGACAGCUCCACGGUGGCGGAUGAGCCGGGCGCCCUGAGCGGCUCCUACCCCGACUACGAGGCGGCGGGCGGCGGCGCGGCGCCGGGCCGAUACCGGCUGUCCACGCGCUCCGAGCUGUCGCUGGGCUCCCGCGGCGGCGGCCACCCCGCGGGACACCCGCACCCGUCCGGCGGCGGCGGGGCCAAGAGCUCGGCCACGGUGAGCCGCAACCUCAACCGCUUCUCCACUUUCGUCAAGUCGGGCGGGGAGGCCUUCGUGCUGGGCGAGGCGUCGGGCUUCGUGAAGGAUGGAGACAAGCUGUGCGUGGUGCUGGGCCCCCGCGGCCCCGAGUGGCAGGAGAACCCCUACCCCUUCCAGUGCUCCAUUGAGGACCCCACCAAGCAGACAAAAUUCAAGGGCAUGAAGAGCUACAUUGCCUACAAGCUGGUGCCCAGCCACACCGGGCAGCAGGUGCAUCGCCGCUACAAGCACUUUGACUGGCUCUACGGGCGCCUGGCUGAGAAGUUUCCUGUCAUCUCCGUGCCCCACCUGCCCGAGAAGCAGGCCACCGGCCGCUUCGAGGAGGACUUCAUCUCCAAACGUCGCAAAGGCUUGGCCUGGUGGAUGGACCACAUGUGCAGCCACCCCGUGUUGGCACAGUGUGAUGCCUUCCAGCACUUCCUCACCUGCCCCAGCACUGAUGAGAAGGCCUGGAAGCAGGGCAAACGCAAGGCCGAGAAAGACGAGAUGGUGGGUGCCAACUUCUUCCUGACCAUCAGUGUCCCCACUGGCCCUGGGGCUGUCCUGGACUUGCAGGAGGUGGAAAGCCAGGUGGAUGGCUUCAAAGCCUUCACAAAGAAGAUGGAUGAGAGCGCCCUGCAGCUCAAUCACACCGCCAAUGAGUUUGCCCGCAAACAAGUCACUGGUUUCAAGAAGGAAUACCAGAAGGUGGGGCACUCCUUCAAGUGCCUCAGCCAAGCGUUUGAGCUGGACCAGCAGGCCUUCUCGGCUGGCCUCAACCAAGCUAUAGCCUUCACUGCAGAAGCCUACGACACCAUCGGGGACCUGUUUGCAGAUCAGCCUCGACAGGACCUAGAUCCUGUGAUGGAUUUGUUAGCACUCUAUCAGGGGCAUUUGGCCAACUUUCCAGACAUCAUCCAUGUCCAGAAAGGAGCCCUCACCAAAGUAAAGGAGAGUAAGCGGCACGUGGAAGAGGGGAAGAUGGAGCUCCAAAAAGCAGAGGGCAUUCAAGAACGCUGUAAUAUUAUUUCUUUCGCGACCCUAGCAGAGAUUAAUCAUUUCCACAAAAUCCGUGUGAGGGACUUUAAAUCACAGAUGCAGCAUUUCUUGCAACAGCAAAUACUCUUUUUUCAAAAAGUGACACAAAAGCUAGAAGAAGCUCUUCACAAGUAUGACAGCGUUUAAUCUCUGAACUUUGAAUUGUGGACUUUGCUCAGUAUGAACAUGACUUAAGCAGCGGAACAAACUCUGCUGCUGUUAAAGAGCUAUUACCAGUGGUAGAUGUGGUACAAGAAUGGCUUGUGUUCACUUGGAAUCAGGAUUUUCUCUCUGAUUAUGUAGAAAGGAAACAGUUAUAGGGCUAUGUAGUAGAAACAGUACCACGCAUUAUAACUGAGUUAUACCGUGUAUGCCUACACUACCAUUGUAACUUUUUUGAAAUAAUGAGUAUACUAUUUGCCUUAUUGCUUUUUGAAACAUGGUAUUUUAGUGCAUACUUUGUAGACCUCAAAACCCUUUGGGUCUUUAAGGAAGUUGGCUAGAUAAAAGCCUGCUUCAGCUGCCUUUUUACUUUCCUAGAUUUGGAUUUCCUAAAUUCAAACGAUUCUCUGUUUACAGACUCCUACUAGAGCAGCUAUGUGAUUCUGUGCCUUUAGACUCUAUUUUUCCUUUUCUAGUAAGUCACAUUUUUAUGAUUGAAUGAAUGAAGGGUUGAUGCCUAUGACAAGAACUGAUUAUGAAACCUCAUAUUAACUGGAAAGAAAUGAGCUGCCAUCCAGUUUGCACAGCAAGUACUGUCUUACAAGAAACGUUGGCUCAAAAAGUAGAACUUAAAUCUAUUCAGACUUUCCCUGAAAGUGGAGACUACUUGUUACAUGUACUAGGAUGUUAAGCACAUAUACGACAGUACACCACUGAACCCCCCGUUCAAAAAUGAAUAUUACGCUGAGGGGGAUUUUAGUAUAAAGCAUUACUGUGAGUGGGAAUUUGAACUAGCCUAAUAACAGUGAUGCUUAUCAUGGGGAUAUAAAUGCAGGCUAUGUUGAUAGAACUUCUGUGAGUAGAAAAUUAUUUGCUCAUUGUUCAGUUGCUGAUUCAGUUUAACUUCAGACUUGCAUCUACACUGCCUGUUGUCUAAGUUGGGACUCCACUGUGAUUCAUUAGUCUACUCUAAGGUUACAGAUUUUCAGGGAUGUUCAGUAAUAUAAAUGAUCUGAAAUAAGUCUUGGCUGAACUGACCUGGAAAACAGGUGGCAUGUUUAUGUUUAUAACACUUGUCUUAAUUUUUGUAUAAAUAUUUUUGACAAGCAGGGUGCAUUUAUAUAUAUGUAAACACUAUAUUUUAAAGAAUUUUCUGGCUUAUUUCCCUUGAAUUAAGUCUGAAGUUUGUGUUUAUAACCUAUUGGUUCCCUUCUUAUAGGUCAGUAUCAGAAGGGGUUUUUAUUUAUCCUAUCCUAUUCCUCCUAAACAAAAAUAACAGAACCUUCCAAGGAGGCAAAAUGUUUCUUUUCUUUUUUUUUUUUAAUUAAAUUUAAUCACAGAUAGAUUAAAUGAACAAAAACCUGGAAAAGGAAGUUAAGCAAUAGUUACCUUAAAGUACAAAUCAUUCCUCACCUAUGCAGUAGAAAUGUCCACUUAUUUCACUUGAUCAUGUUGGUUUCUGUAGCUUUAACCCCACACCUCUGUUUCACAGGAAUAAAUAUGUUGGUGGCUCUGAAAGUUAUACCUCCCAUUCCAUGGAAGCUACAGCAGAUACAAAGAGCACAAUAACACUAUUUGAUAGUGUUCUGUAGCUUGGAAAUUCCUCUAUUUUUCAACACGGUCGUAACUGCUUGCCAUGCAUUUUCAGUAGCCAGGAAUGAGAACCUUCAUGCUGCACUCAUAUACAUUGGCACAGAGGUGACCAAAUGUCACUGUUGCUAUGGCUGAAAUGCACCACCCACUGCCUCUCUAUGCUUACAUCCACUGUUCAGGCUCUAUAAACAUUCUGCAACCAUCGGUGAAUGUCAGGGUGCCGUUUUUUCUGCUUGAAGGAAUUCAGUGACACACCUUUGCUUCAUCCACACUUCCACAUCGGACGCCGUUCUGUCAGACUGUCCCUGUGCUGCCAUCCUUUGCAUGGCAACAACAUGCAACAGAACACUGGUGGGAAAGUUCAGCUUCUAGUGCCAUACCACCAUCACCUGCCUCUGAUGUCAUGGGCCAACAUAAUAAAACAAGAAGCAUUACUUUUGGAGCAGCCCUCAUAUACAAAUGUGGUUUUGGUUUUAAGAUUCACCCAGAGUGUUUGGCAGAUUGCUAUAUUGACCACUUGCAUUCAUCAGUGCUCCUAAUAGUACCCUAGAAAGUGAAAUACAGAAUGAUGAAGAGGAAAAAAAUCACAGUGUUUGUAAAAGAAAGGACAAUCAGUGAGGAAGGAAUCAAUUUGCAGGCUACCAAAAGAGUGCUGCAAGCAUCGAUGUUGACUGUAACAUAAGGACCAUAAUCAUAGGGCUGACUUGCUCUUUAUCUUCCUCAUGGUAUUUCAUUCUGUAUUCAGAACUCAGCACUUCCUUUAACAGCUCUUCCCGCCACUGCUCCAACUUCCUGAGUCGUUUAAUUACCUGAGCCAGCAAUGAGCCAGGUUUGAGCUGUUACGUGGCUUAUGGCUGCGUAAGCCAGAUACUGUUUCAUUAAAUAAUUUUGCAGUAAUUAGAUCAGACUACAAUCAGAGUAAUUAUGUGUGAUGGUAUUAAGACCUGAUCAGAAAUUGAUCUUGGUUCAGUUGAAGUAUUCUAGGAGGUUAGUAUUAACGAAAUGUACAUGUCCAUGGGGAUAUUAAGCUGUGAUAUGUAUACAACAUUAUCAGACAGGUACAGUUUUCCCAAAUAAACUGUCAUGGCCUUCACCUUA